This is a messenger RNA of Lichtheimia ornata, 408 nucleotides long. RefSeq lists its product as uncharacterized. Gene Ontology annotation, cellular component: Ctf18 RFC-like complex. The transcript has 2 exons. Lineage: Eukaryota; Fungi; Mucoromycota; Mucoromycetes; Mucorales; Lichtheimiaceae. The coding region runs from base 1 to 408 and encodes 135 amino acids. Gene Ontology annotation, biological process: mitotic sister chromatid cohesion. The record is from RefSeq and is a predicted model, not a curated record.
AUGGUCCACACUGUCAUUUAUUCCUUGGACGAAUCACAAACAGAUUCCGGUCUCGUCCUCUUUGAAUUCCAAGGCAGCUUUACAACCAAAGAAGACAAUGUCCAGCAACUCAAGAUUGGCAACGUCGACAUAAAUAACGAUAAGGCGACCCUUUCUUUGGGACAUCAUCGAUUAGAAGGCAAAAAGGUCAAGCUUCCUAAGCCAUUGGCAGUGAUUCGUAAACGAGGUGAUCAAAGUGGAUUAAAGGACAAUGAAGUGAUGGAUGUGGAUAAUGACGAUGAUACGACCACCGAGCCCACCUGCACAUACGACACCGUUGCCAUCCUACGAGAGAAAUUCGUAUUCACACAACGUCCAUUGCUUCAAGUACAACCUGGAUUGCGAGGCUUGACAAGGAUAGGAGGAUGA